CAGUUUCUAAGAAAUGGUUUGAAUAUGCAGAUGAGAACAUGACUUAAAGCGGGGUGAACGGACCGUUCACUCAGACAUCUUCUGAAACAUCAGGAUCAUCAGGUCUACAGUGAAGUCAACAUGAAGACUCUCAGCCUGACAGUGGGACUGCUGCUCGUGCUGUUCACCGUUUACCACAGCGAUGCCUCUAAGGCAGUGAUUUCACCUGACCUUUGCUGUUUUCACUUCUUUGACAAACGGAUCCCAAAGGCGAACAUCGUCUCCAUCAUGAAAACUCACAGUCAGUGCUCCACACCAGCAUUUGUGAUCAAGACACCCAGAAGGCUUUUGUGUGUGAAACAGACUGCAGAGUGGGCAAAGGAACAAUUUGUCAAACAAGAGAGAGGAACAACUGAACCAAUGCCACAGUCAACAGCUCAAACAUCUUUCAUGACUCCGAUGAAUGCUACAAGCCGAAAUGCAUCAGUCACUCCAUGAAGUUGCUUCAUAAACUUUUUAUUUUUUGCAUCAUCACAAUAUCAGUCUAAUAAUUUGUGGAUUAUGUUAAACCUCGGAUAAAUAAAUUUCAGUAUUUAGUAUAUGAACAAAACUAUUGGGGCACAUCUGAAUCUUUGAAUUCAGGUCUUUUCAGUCUUUUUGCCACAGGUGUAUAAUAUCCACCAAAAUGCGAUGCAGUCUGUACAAACACUUGUGAACGACUGAGUUGUGUCAUGUUGACCCAUCUUGAUGUGACAAUAUCUCAAAGAGCUUCAUCUGAUGAGGAAAGUUUAUAAUGCAACAAUAUGCAAAAAACAUGUAUUCAAUCAUUUGCUUUCACUAUGCAAUUUAAACUCUGUAUUGUUUUGCUUCAUUCUGCAUUAAAGUUUCAUUUCACAAAACUUAGCGACUUCAUCUGACAGUGAAUGUAAAAGUAUGUGUGGUUUGUGGCUCAGCUCAGGGGAGGGGUGGAGCAGCGGGUUGACCCACACAGCUGUUCUCUAUCACCGGGUCACGCCUUCCCCAUUUCGCAAGGACGCUGGGACCUGACGAGAGAGCGGUGAGGUGUGCUGAGCCAGAGAAGGCAGCUGAAAAACUCAAUUUUUGACACAUCCUUGUGUCAAAAAUCCUUAUUAAAUAAAAGAGCUGUCAAUGAAUAACGUCGUGUGCAUGGUGGAAUCAUUUUUAUGUCACUGUGUAUUGCUUUGCUUCAUUCUUCAUUAAAGUUUUAUUUCACAAAG
Messenger RNA from Oreochromis aureus, 1217 nucleotides. Its product is annotated as C-C motif chemokine 3-like. Gene Ontology annotation, molecular function: CCR chemokine receptor binding; chemokine activity. The coding region runs from base 121 to 477 and encodes 118 amino acids. Gene Ontology annotation, cellular component: extracellular region. The transcript has 3 exons. Lineage: Eukaryota; Metazoa; Chordata; Actinopteri; Cichliformes; Cichlidae. The record is from RefSeq and is a predicted model, not a curated record. Gene Ontology annotation, biological process: cellular response to type II interferon; immune response; lymphocyte chemotaxis.